Molecule: messenger RNA, 7154 nt
Organism: Manis javanica (Malayan pangolin)
Lineage: Eukaryota; Metazoa; Chordata; Mammalia; Pholidota; Manidae
Source: RefSeq, a predicted model, not a curated record
AAACUGGACAUUAGAUUUUGCCCUGGGAUGAAACUGUCAUCAUCAUCAGUUUGAGUCCAGAAGUGAUCCUUGUGGUCAUCUUGCCUCUUUUUAAAUUCCCAAGACACAGGAGGUUACAAACAAUCAUUUCAGCUCUGCACAACCCUCAUUGAAACUGCGGAGCAGAGCACAGGUAGUGUCACUAGAGUCUACCUCAGAGGCAUCAUGAGUCAUCCUCAUCAGCUGGGAGAGGUUUCAAAUUUUUAGGGGCCCUGACUGGUGCUCUUGAGGAUGGAGAAUGCCCCCAAGCAGGACUGAGAAGCAAGAGUAAUGAGGCCAGAUUUCCUACAUCAUUAGGCCGAGAUGCGGCUGCUCCUGCUCGUGCUCUCGCUGCUGGCCGCUGCGCCCGGGUUCUCGGCCCCCAGGGCGAGGCGGCAGAGUGACACCUGGGGCCCCUGGGGCAACUGGAGCCCCUGCAGCCGGACCUGCGGAGGAGGCAUCAGCUUCCGGGAGCGCCCCUGCUACUCCCAGAGGAGAGAUGGAGGCUUCAGCUGCGUGGGCCCCGCCCGGAGUCACCGCUCUUGUCACACAGAGAGCUGCCCCGCCGGCGGUCCGGACUUCCGCGCCCAACAGUGCGCUGAGUUCGACGGCCAGGACUUCCAGGGGCGGCGCUACAAGUGGCUGCCCUACUAUGGAGCCCCAAACAAAUGUGAACUGAACUGCAUUCCCAAGGGAGAGAGCUUCUACUACAAACACAGGGAGGCUGUUGUAGAUGGGACGCCCUGUGAGCCUGGCAAACGGGACGUCUGUGUGGAUGGCAGCUGCCGGGCUGUCGGCUGCGACCACGAACUUGACUCGUCCAAGCAGGAGGACAAAUGUCUGCAGUGUGGGGGCAACGGCACAGCCUGCCACCCUGUCACAGGCACCUUUGAUGCCAACGACCUCAGCAGAGGCUACAACCAGAUCCUUGUAGUUCCCGUGGGGGCCACCAGCAUCCUCAUUGAGGAGGCGGCUGCCAGCAGGAAUUUCCUGGCGGUGAAGAAUGCCCACGGUGAAUACUACCUCAACGGGCACUGGACCAUCGAGGGCGCCCGGGCCCUGCCUGCAGCCAGCACCGUCCUGCACUAUGAGCGGGGUGCAGAGGGGGACCUGGCGCCUGAGCGGCUCCAUGCACGCGGCCCCACCUCAGAGCCUCUGGUCAUCGAGCUCAUCAGCCAGGAGCCCAAUCCCGGCGUGCACUACGAGUUCCACCUGCCCCAGAGCAAUGCCCGGCCCAGCUUCAGCUGGAGCCACGGCUCGUGGAGCACCUGCAGCGUGGACUGUGCUGGAGGUCGCCAGUCCCGCCAGGUGUUCUGUACCAUUGACAACGAGGUCUACCCCGACCACAUGUGCCAGCACCAGCCACGGCCGGCCGACCGCCGCCCUUGCAACCCUCACCUGUGCCCACAGACCAAGCAGACCUCUUACCUGCGCCGGCCCAGAGUGUGGCGCCUUGCUGGGGCCCAGCCUGUGUGUGGGAGCAGCUGGAAGACGGGUCCCUGGGCGCCCUGCUCAGCCUCCUGUGGAGGCGGCUCCCAGUCCCGCUCGGUCUACUGCAUCUCAUCCAAUGGGGCCAGCAUCCAGGAGGCCACUGAGGAGGCCGAGUGUGCAGACCUUCCUGGGAAGCCCCCCACCAUGCAGGCUUGCAACCUGCAGCGCUGUGCAGCCUGGAGUGCGGAGCCCUGGGGAGAGUGCUCCGUCAGCUGCGGUGCUGGCGUCCGGAGGCGGAGUGUCACAUGCCGGAGUGACCAGGGGGCUCUGCUCCAUGCCACAGCAUGCUCCUUGGAGGACCCGCCCCUCCUAACUGAGCCCUGUUUGCGUGACACCUGUGCCCCCAUCAGUGACCAGGCCUGGCAUGUAGGCGCCUGGGGUCUAUGCUCCAGGAGCUGCAACUCAGGCACUCGGAGGCGCCAGGUCGUCUGUGCCACUGCGCUGCCCAGCCAUUGCAGGAGUCGGCAGCUGCCAAAGCCUGUGGAGGUGGAGCACUGUAACACACAGCCCUGCCACCUCCCUCCAGAAGUCCCCAGCAUGCAGGCCAUGCACACCAGCUCCAGGGUCCCCUGGAUGUCUUUGGGCUCUCAGGAGACCCCUGCCUCAGGUGAGGAGCUUAUGAGUCCAGAAACCAGUGGUGGGCACCCCAGAAGCAGCCCUCAGCCCAGGGUAACCUCCGAGGAGACCAGGGCCCCCACCCACCAGCCCCAGGCCCAGGCCCCUCCCUGCAGCAGUCCCCACACCGGCAGCCCCUGCAGGCUGGCUCCAUGCCCUGGGACUGCAGACACAGCCCCCAUGGGUGUUGCCCUGAUGGCCACACUGCAUCUCUUGGGCCACAGUGGCAAGGGUGUCCUGGCGCCUCGUGUCAGCAGAGCAGGUAUGGAUGCUGCCCUGAUGGGGUGUCUGUGGCUUACGGGCCCCAGCAAGCUGGCUGUGCAAGGUCUUACGAUGGCGAUACCACAGGGAGCAGGACAGGGCCCAGAGCAGCGGCUUCCACAGCAGCCUGGAGUCCCCACCAAGAACCAGACCUCUUCCCAACUUCGCAACUCUGGGCUUCCUCCCCAGACCCCUCAGGCCCGGCAGAAUGAGCCCAGUGGGUGUCGGGACUCCCAGUUUGGCUGUUGCUAUGACAACGUGGCCUCAGCAGCUGGCCCACAUGGGGAAGGCUGUGUAGGCCAGCCCAGCUAUGCAUACCCUGUGCAGUGCCUGCUGCCCAGUGCCCAUGGCUCCUGCACAGACUGGGCUGCCCACUGGUACUUCGUUGCCUCUGUGGGCCAGUGUAACCGCUUCUGGUAUGGUGGCUGCCAUGGCAAUGCCAAUAACUUCGCCUCGGAGGAGGAGUGCAUGAGUAGUUGCCGGGGGCCUCAACAUGGGCCGCGCCGACCUGGGCCUGGAGCCUCUGGCCAGAGCACCCACAGAGAUGGUGGUAGCAGCAGUCCUGGAGGCCAGCAGGAGGCCAGCCGGCACAGGACAGGGGCCACAGUCCAGAGACAGCCCCUUCCUUCUGAUGGCCUCCGGUGGCGAGACCAAGAGCCUGGGCCAGGGGAGGCAUACCACGCCCAGGUCUUCGGAGAACAGCCCCAGGUCCAGGAGCUUGGGCCCAGUGCCCCUCGACUGGGUGGAGACCCCCGGGAGCCAGCACCACCCUCCCACAGCCCCUCUCACAGGUCCUCACUUCCCUCCUGUCCAGGACUAGCUCGGCAGGCGUGGAGCCUGCUCUGGUGCAGGCAGCCCUGGGGCAGUUGGCGCAGCUGUUCUGCCCAGAUGACGCCUCCCUGGACCCCCACGCCAGGUGGCAGAAAGAUGGACAGCCUGUGUCCUCUGACAGGCACAAGCUGCAGCCCGAUGGCUCCCUGGUCAUCAGUCCCCUGCGGGCCGAGGAUGCUGGCACCUACAGCUGCGGCGGCACCAGGCCAGGCCGUGACUCUCAGAAGAUCCGGCUUCAAAUCUCAGGCCUCUGCCCUCCCCACCCCCCACCACAAUAGGCUCUUGCGGCCCCAGGGUGGGAGGGACUGGGCCAGGGGCUCCAGUUGGUCUGGAUGGAUGUCUUGCCCCUGUGGCCCUUGUUUCUCCACAUUUCCCCCGCCAGCCUCAUGGCCCACCCUUCCCUCUGCCCCUUUCUCCCCGCAGCUCACCUCUUGCUUCCCCUGGCCUGUGACAGGAGGUGACACAGCCGUGCUGGCUGAGAUUGAGCCAAGGCACUUCCCUCAGCCCGGGACCCCAGCCUGGGGCCACAGUUCUCGAGACUCCAGCCUCGGGGGGGAUGCUGGGGGCCUGGGGGCCAUCUCCUCCUCAUACCCACGGCCCACGGUCAGGCUGCGUCUGGACCGGAACCAGCCUGGGGUGGUGGACGCCCAUCCGGGCCAGCGCAUCCGGUUGGUCUGUCGUGCUGAGGGCUUCCCACGGCCCACCAUGGAGUGGCAGAGAAACGGGCAGCCUCUGUCCUCCGGCAGGUACCAGCUGCAGCCCGAUGGCUCCCUGGUCAUCAGCCCUGUGGCUGUGGAAGACGGUGGCUUCUACGCCUGUGUCGCAUUCAACGGGCAGGACCGAGACCAGCGAUGGGUCCAGCUCAGAGUUCUGGGGGAGCUGACGAUCACAGGGCUGCCCUCUACUGUGACGGUGCCAGAGGGGGACACGGCCAGGCUGCUGUGUGUGGUGGCAGGAGAAAGCGUGAACGUCAGAUGGUCCAGGAAUGGGCUGCCGCUGCAGGCCGAUGGCCGUGUCCACCAGUCCCCAGACGGCACACUGCUGAUCCACAACCUCAGGGCCAGGGACGAGGGCUCCUACACAUGCAGUGCCUAUCGUGGAAGCCAGGCAGUCAGCCGCAGCACCGAGGUGAAGGUGGCCCCGCCAGGCCCAGCUCUGUGGCAACGAGUACUACUCCAGCUUCUGCUGCUCCAGCUGCUCCCGCGCCCAGCCACACGCUCAGCCCAUCUGGCAGCAGGGAUGACAGCCACCUCCAGCCCCAGUUUUGAAGCAACUCCAGGGCUGGGGAGAAGGGGGAAUGGACUCGUCGUCUCCCCUCUCUGGCUGGCAAAGGGGGUUCUCUUCUGGAGACACUGGCCUUUUAACCCCAGCCAGUGUUGAGCCGCAGCCGCACUCAGUCCCCAGCAGUGUUUGUAUUUCUGACAAAACCACCGGUGGCUGCUGAGUUGUGAAGAAGAGGAAUCUGCUUAGAAAAGGCCAGCCUUUACAACUUCCCUCUAUAAUUUCUGUCACAGGAUCAGUUCGCUAUGCUUUAAAGCAAGCUCUCAGGGUUCUUGUUUCAUUUAAAGUUGGAUGGGGAGGUGUGAAAUGAUUUCAAAGCUAACACCUAUCUCAUUGGGGGGCAUGAACGCCUGCUGUGCUAGGAAAGGAUUCUGCUAGAACUAGUGGGGCCUAACAGUGGUCUGUUGCUCCAGUCCCUCUCACCCUUCCAGGGAGCAGAGAAACCAGCUUCGAGUCCCAUCUGUCCAUACAGUUAAUGGCAGAAUGUUUGUGAGAGGUUUCAGUAAAGUGGAAUGUAAUGCAAGAGUGUUGGGAUUUGGGGUCAAAGAGCAGCAGUUGUCACAUUAUCAUCUGUGCAUGAAAGAACUGGAGAAGCUUCUUCCUUUCUUUGGGAAACUUGAGCCCGAAGCUCUCUGGAGGCUGGUCUGCAGAGCCUGGCAGUGAGGACCAUCUCGCCCUGUGUGGAGGUGAUGGGCCUGCUCUGUACAGCAACCAGUGAGUCUCUCCUCAAGAGGAAUCUGUGAAGCAAAAUGUUUGCUGCCAGAUAAAACCAGACUGUUAUUAAAAACAGCAUCAGCAAAAUGGGGGAACCACUGGAGGGGAGGGCAAUGUAAUAACAAGAAGUGGUAACAAUGUAAAAAAAGUGGUUUCAGAAAUGGUUGAGUUCAGAACCUCCAAUUCCUCAUUGCUGAAACAACAGGCCUGGAUUCAAUGCACUUCCCAGGCAGUCCCUUCAACUUUCUGCAAACCCUCCAGAGGACGGCUGGGCCUAGUGACAGAUUAUCCUGGAACACAAAAUGACAGGUGUUCUCAGAAAAGGGGGGCUCUUAUUGCAGCACGCUGGCUGAAGACAAACUGCGUCAUGUCUGAGUGGUGCUGCUCAGUCUACCUCUCAUUCCACAAAGGAAACACUGGCUAAGGGCGGAGGGCUUUUCUUCCUUCCCAUUUAAAAAAAUAUCGAGGAGUAUCCCCUUUCAUUUACCAUGGUUGGUUUUGCUACAGAAGUUGGAAAACAAGGGCCUCUUUCCUGGACUCCCCAGUUCUUUAAACUAGUACUUAGCCAGCUGGAAACAUACUUCAGAAGGUACGUUUGAGAUGAGCUAUCUCUUCCUAGAACUAGUCAGAGUAGUGGGUAAGGCUGAGGUGAGAGCAAGUCACUCUAGCCCAGCAGUUCGUAGUCCUCUUCCGUAUUGGGAGCUUUUCAGAAACUGAACCUGGAGUUCCACUCCCCAGAGAUUUUGAUUUAACUGGCCUGGAGUAUGGACCAGCAUGAGGAUUUUGAAAGCUCCCCAGUGAUUCUAAUAUGGAUCUGAGGUUGCGCAUCACUGCUCCAGCCCUGGACUGCUCAGAAUGUGUAUCUUGCUUAAAUGCGGAUUCUGGUAACUAGGUCUGAUUUCUGUAUCUCUAACCAGCUUGUGGGUGAAGUCCAUACUACUACCAUUCCAGACCAUACUUGGAGCAGCAAGAAUCUGAUAUUGGAGAUGUGCUUAGGAACAACCAAAACCUAAUGUAUGAAUACAAACAUGAAUCUGAGACAUUUACUAGUCCCAAGGAAGGAUUUUCUAGCCACCAAAGCAGAGAUUAGCAAGUACAAUGGAGAGAGUACAAAACCAAAAAGGGGAAAGAACAGCCCGUCAUGGGCAAAAGCUUCUACCACGAACAUUUAUUUUUGUUAAAGCAUAUAAAUUCUCAUCAGUACAAAUAUAUAUAACUUACAUUUGAUUGUAAGGCCAAUGUUCAAAAGUAAAAAUGAGAUGGGAAUCUCACAUUGUUACCAGAAGUUAAGUGGCUGUAACUGGCAAUGGGAUGUUCUGCUCACCACAGGGGAGGGGGACAGAUGGACACACACGUAGCUACUAAAACCGAAUCUCCAUCCCCACAAUGUUCACGGGAACAAAACUUAAAGGACAAAACAAAACCCACCAAGACCCUUAUGACAAACCAACACAGUAACCUGCGUUCCUGUCUCUGGAUGUGAUUAUGUCAUUGUCACCUUAGUGUUAAAGGAUUAACAUAAGGAAACUGCAGCAACAUGUGAAAGAAAUGCAUAUUCUCUAUAGAGUACAUUUAGAUUGAUUCCAUUAAAAUAGUGAGAUUAGAAUUUCAUCAUAGGUUUAAAACCAGGACAAUACUGCUCUUUCAUUUCAUUUAAAACUACAGCCUAAUGACUGUAUUGGUCAUAAGCAUGAUUGUUGUUGCAAUGGGCUACUUACAAUGAAUGAUACCAAAUAAGCUAGGGAUCCCGCCUGCAGCUUCCAGCCUUUCCUCUUCUGACUUCAGUGGGCAUCAACGAUAAAUCAAUCUUAUGUACAAGUUCUUACAGCUAACCCUUUUACCUUUGGCAAGAUUACUUACAACUCAUACACCUUUUUUUAAUAUUGAGAACUAUUUAAAAUAUUCUAAAUGCAUAAAAAUAAAGAUUUUGGCUUUUUGAUAUA